UUCAAAAGAAUGAUCCCUCUUCAAAAACCGAAGAAACAAACAACAACCAACUCCUCCGGCGAAACUCACCGGACUUCUUCACCGAAACUCACCGGACUUCUUCACCGGCCCUCUCUCUCCUCCACUUUCAUCUCCUCUACAAACACUAGCCACGCCAAUCUCUCUCCUCUCGGUCUAAUUCCACACACACCGACCGUACUUCACAUGGCUGAAACGCCGCCGUUUCAUCCGGUUUCCAUUUCUCACCGUUCGAUCUCAGAUCUCCUGUUAACCGACUCAAAUUGACAGUAAUCUGAACCUAAAACUAGAAAAUUAUGGCUGCCGGAAGAGUGUUGUUGGAGAAACUGUGGAGGAUUGUACGGACGGUGUAUGUUGUGGCGGUGAUGGUAACGUCAUUGUUAGUGUUAUCCCUACCGGUUUUGCUUGCAAUUGGUGAUGUAUUGGUUCCUAGUGUUUUGAUUUCGAGGCUUAUGUGUGUUAGAUGCUACAGUUUUGAAGAGCAUAUGGCUAGAUACUCGUUUAGAAGUUCGUUGAUGGAUGUUCCUGUGGUUUCAGUUAUCAGAUCUCUCAUAAUCACCUGUGUUUAUAUGAUCUGUGAUGGUUCUCUGCUCUCACACGGUCAAUAUCUUGGAACAGUGGCAUUGUGCUCUGCCUUAUCAGUUCUUAUUUUAUCAGCUAAAGUGUGUGUUUUCACUGUCAAUUCACAACUAGAAACUGAACCUUCAUCUUCUCCUUCAAGACAAAGGCUUCAUUUUAAGAAAUCAUGGGGAAUGCCUGUACUGUUUCUAUCAUCUGUAGUUUUUGCUCUCGGGCAUAUGAUUAUUGCUUAUCGAGCUAGCUGCAGAGCACGAAGAAAACUCAUGCUUCACCGAAUUGAUCCUGAAUCAGUUCUUUCGAGCAAGAAUUUGUUUACAUCUGUGUAUGCUAAAGUGCCACGAUCACCAACUCCUGCUGUCAGGGCACCAAAAAGUGAGAGUGAAAUCAGACGAAAACCCGUGGGUCAAGUUCAAGUUCGUACUGAUGGUGAACUUCCGGUUCGAUUCCUCGCUGACGUGGACAGUCUAUUCAUGGGUUGCCAGGGUGUCACACUUCACUAUAAAAUUAGUAUGCCUAGUCCACCUUCACGUACACUAUCCUCUACCCUGCUCGAAAGGCCAUUAUUAAAUGUUAUUUCAAAAACCCAAUAUCAACGUCACAGGAGCUUUAGCAAUGUUAUUUUGAAAACCCAAUAUCACACAUCUCCUCUGCAUUCUCCUUUAUUAGACGGUAUUAAUUCCGGUGAUGUGCUUUCUCAAGAAAUUCCUGUUUUCAGUUUAGACGAAGGGAACGAUGAGAAUGUUACUAUGAAAUCUGUUUCUCACUCGCUUGAAAGAGUUUCUGAAGUAAAUGGACAGUUCGGGAUUGUUUUGGUGCAUGGGUUUGGAGGGGGAGUAUUCUCAUGGAGGCAUGUUAUGGGUGAGUUGUCUCGGAACGUUAAGUGUAUUGUGGCGGCUUUUGACCGCCCUGGUUGGGGUUUGACUUCAAGAACAAAGCGAGAUGAAUGGGAGUCGAAUAAUUUGCCCAACCCUUACAUGCUUGAUGCUCAGGUUGACAUGCUUCUUUCGUUCUGUAAGGAGAUGGGGUUUUCUUCUGUUGUGCUUGUCGGUCAUGAUGAUGGAGGCCUUCUUGCUUUGAAGGCUGCACAGAGAGCCAAAGAAUCUCCGAGUCUUGAUGUUGAAAUUAAAGGUGUAGUGUUGCUGACAACAAAUUUGUCAAGAGAAGUUGUUCCCGGAUUUGCUAGAAUACUCAUGCGUACCUCUUUAGGAAAGAAGCAUAUGGUUCGUCCUUUACUUCGCACAGAAAUUUCUCAGGUUGUUAACAGGCGUGCAUGGUAUGAUGCUACAAAGCUAACAAUGGAUGUGCUAAGCCUCUACAAGGCACCACUAUGUGUAGAAGGUUGGGAUGAAUCAUUGCAUGAGAUUGGUCGGUUGUCGUCUGAAACAAUUCUGACCCAACAAAACGAAUCUUUACUGGUAAAAGCGGUGCACGACACACCACUUUUGGUUAUAGCUGGAGCUGAAGAUGCUCUUGUUCCUCUAAAAUCUGUUCAAGCCAUGGCAUCCAAGUUUGUAAAUUCUAGGCUAGUUGCGAUAUCUGGUUGUGGCCAUUUGCCUCACGAGGAGUGCCCGAAGGCGUUGCUUGCAGCUGUAUUACCAUUUAUUAGCAAACUGUUACUUUCAGUAAAUUCUGAAAACAAGUAGGGAGCCAGACUCUGGUUCUAAGUUUAUUAGCAAACUGUUAGUUCAGUAGAUUCUUUGAUGUGUAUUCUUCGAUGAGCUAGUUUGGAGCCAGACUCUGGUUCUAAGUUUCGGGUGGGCUAAAGAGCUCCCUCGUUCGCGUGUAAUUUGUUCAGUUGUCAUCGGGUUGUUCAAAUUGUUUAUAAGCCUGUUCUAAACAGCUGCUGCUGUUCAAUCAAAUUAUUUGUUAUAUAAGAUACACCAAUUUGUUAUU
This is a messenger RNA of Helianthus annuus (common sunflower), 2490 nucleotides long. RefSeq lists its product as uncharacterized. The record is from RefSeq and is a predicted model, not a curated record. Lineage: Eukaryota; Viridiplantae; Streptophyta; Magnoliopsida; Asterales; Asteraceae. The coding region runs from base 315 to 2240 and encodes 641 amino acids. The transcript is spliced from 7 exons.